Molecule: messenger RNA, 5392 nt
Organism: Drosophila grimshawi
Lineage: Eukaryota; Metazoa; Arthropoda; Insecta; Diptera; Drosophilidae
Gene: THADA
Product: thyroid adenoma-associated protein homolog
Exons: 7
Coding region: 31-5163 (1710 amino acids)
Biological process (GO): tRNA methylation
Cellular component (GO): cytosol
Source: RefSeq, a predicted model, not a curated record
CGGCAUCUGCUUCGUUUGCUGUUUGUUGCAAUGAACGACUUAAAUCUGCGCGUGGCGGCAAUAAAGUUGUCGGCGCAUCCAAAGCGUUUCACUGAGAUGCGCGAUUCAAUUGUGAAAUUGCCACUGAAAUGGCAAAAUGCACAUGCUGGCUACGUGAAGCAGUUUGGGGCAGCCACAAAUUCGGCCGAGCAACUGGUAAUUGUGAGAGACAUUUUCAAUCAGACUGAAUCCAUCAACUUUCUGGCCGACUUGCUCUUCGCAUGCCCCCUGAGGCAUCCUCUGCGCAAUCUACUCACCAGAUUCUUUUCGGGCAAUGAAUCCAUCAAAGGUGAACAGCAAACGCACUCAAAGGAGUUUCUAAUUACGGCUCUGCGUGCUGCGCUACGUGAUUUGGAAUCGAUUGUCAUUGGUAAUACGUCCAGUGACUUCCUUAACGAAGUGAUCGUCACCAUUUCCGGCUGCCUCCAAAAUUUUCCCUAUGGUCGCGAUGCACUUGCUCAUGAGAUACACUGUUUUAUACCUCUGCUGCCUAGGCUAUUAGGCUUAUAUUGGUCGACUAUUAGCGACGAGCAACUGGCGGAUUUAUCGCCAACGCGACGCAAUGAUUAUUAUAUGUAUAUAAAGAUUCUGUUGCGCUUCCAUGUCAAUUGUAUGUCCGAGUACAAGCUUGAGCUGGGUGCGCAGCAUUUCCAGCAUUUGUGGUCCAUUGAUGAACUGGCUGUGGCUGUGGCCCGACACGGGGAUACACCCUGGGAUGUGCGCUCCAUAGCUGGCUUGUCCAUCGGUCACAAUGCGCGCUUUUCGAAAGAUUUUGCUGAAUAUCUGGUCAAAUGUCAGCAGAUGGACGAGUUUGAUGAGUUGCCCAUUAAGGCAGCAUCGCUGUUGGUGCUCAAAAAGAGUGAUUAUAACAUCCACGGAAAACAGGCGUUGGAUAUAUUGAAACAAAUUCUGGGUCGAGCCAACGACAAUCGCAAUAUAUCCAACUUGCUGGUGUAUAUGUCCAAGCAUUUGCACACAUAUUCCAAAUCGCUGGCCUCUGUACAUCUUGAGGAUGAGCCACUGAUUCUCUACAACCAAAUACUGAUCGAACUGAUGCGCUUCUCCAUUGAGCACAUCUCAAGCUGUAUUGACACAAUUCGCCAUAUGUGCGCCAAUAUUUUGCGGCAGGUGCUGCAGCAUGCCAAGGCCAUCGGAGAGAAUGCGGUCAUCAAUGAGUUAUGUGAACACUACCAUCGGUCUUGCAUGUCCAUUCCCGCGCUCUGCCUCAUGCUGCAACAGAUGGUCGAGGUAUAUGGCACAGAAAUGGUUCUCCAGAAUUGCCCCAGCAUACACGAUAAAUUGUUCUUUGAGCAUCUGGGUCGGGAGGAUAGUGUAAAUGCCUUGUUCAAGUGCAUGAUGACCAUUGCGCACAAGGAAAAUGCCUUCCAGGACUGGCACAGCGUAUGGUGCAUGCAUCUAGUGAGUGCUGCCAACUUGUUCAGCGGUGUUUCGAAGGGCAUUGAAGAUGUGAUAAGUGCGGCCGUUAAACUGGACAAACAGGUGCUGAGCGUGCUGCUCGAGCAGCCAAAGGUGCCGUUUAAUUUCAAAUUGAUGGCCAUGUUGGUGGCACGACGCAUUGGCCAGGAGCGUGUGGUAAAUGAGGCGUUGGCAAAUAACUGUGAGGAAAUCCGUCUGGCCGCCAUGAACGAGAAUGAUGAUUGGCGAAUUCUCGCGCUCACCUUUGUGGUGGACACACCGCGUCUUAGCGAGCCGUUCACACAAUUUGAUAUUGAUCUAAUCUCCGCGUUUUUAAAGCACAAUGCCAACAAUCCAAAAGCCCAUUUUCGACAGCGUGCCUACGGCCAAUUGAAAAAGAUGUGCCGGCGAUUGGAACUCAAUCUCGCCCAGCAGAUGAAAGCGCCGAAUAUCCUAAAAGAGGAUCACAUAUUGAAUAGAUUUGUGAGCACAUUGUUUGAGAUGCUGUCGCUCAAUUUGUUUCCCAGUGCCAAUUAUGGACGUAUCUGGCUAUCGUUGCGCCUGCUGGGCGAUCUCAUUGAUAUGAUGGAACGUCUGGGUGUGUACUGGCAGCACAGAGUACAUCCGCAGGUGUAUGUCUACCUGGAUCGUUGUCUAUACGACAGCUACGAGCACAAUAAGGAACGAGCUGUUCAGCUUUUGGGUAAAUUGCAGAGAUGCACAACCCAAAAGCCGAGGGAAAUUUUGCAACGUUUGCUAUCGGCUCGACCGCCGGACUCUGCGACGGGUGCGUAUCAGCUGCUGGUUUAUUGUCAGGCGGCGGGAGUGGAGACCCCGCUGACACUCAAGCAGCCAGCCACCGAGUUGCCCAAGAACAGUCCACGUUACUUUAUGGCUUUACUUGAGUGCCUGGCACUUCUGCAAACUGGCAUCAAUGGUGCACUUACAGAUUUAAUACAGGCAGCCAAAUCGAAUCCAUUGUAUGGCCUGCUCUUUGCCAGUCGCCUAUUACUGCAGCAGCUGAACCUAAAGCAACUGGCUGCGGAGCAACUAUGGCGGGAUUAUAUUAAUCAGUUGCUGCAGUGCUGUCUGGAUAUAAUUAAAAUUAUGUUGCCCGUGGUGGCCAGCGAAUCCCCCGAAGGACAUUUGCCUGUUGCGUCAACUGAAGCGGAAUCGAAUCAGGAAGCGAAGCCGGGUAAGGAACCGAAGCAUGAGCAGGUGGUGUUGUUAUGUGCGUGGCGCAGCAUCAAAGAGAUUUCCCUUAUACUGGGCGAGUUGUCGACGCGGGCUCCGCUGGAGCCGGAGAACAAGGAGCGCUAUCUGCUUAGUCGCCAGCAGCUGGCAGUCAUUGGCGAUCGCUUUGUGCAGAUGCUGGGCGAGAUCAAGCAUCGCGGUGCCUUUGAGCAGGCGUAUGUGGGCUUUGCAAUGUACUGUCAUCGUUUUUGGCAUAGCGAUGAGCCGGAACUGAACACACAGCCACCAAUUUGGCUAGCGGACGCCAUGAAAAUGAUCGACGGCAAUGGGGAUUAUGUGCCGUGUGCGACACGACGCAGUGCUGGCAUGCCGUACAUGGUGCAGGCCCUCAUCUGCACCGAACUCAAACUGGGCACCCACAAAAUGUUCAGCGAGAGCAUGACUCGGCUGCUCGAGGUGUGCGAACGACGUGCGCCCGGACCAGAGGCUGUCAUUGCCCGCAAUCAUGCGUUCAACAUAAUGCGUGCUCUAUUCCGCUGCAGCGAACUGGGCAAUCUGGUGGAUGAGUUUGUUGGACGGGGCAUUCAGUGUGCCUUGGACAGUCUCGUUGCUGUCGAUUAUGCCGAAUGCAAUUCUGCCAGCCUAAUGCUGUCCGCCUUAAUGGUGCGCAUCUUUGGCGUGGAGCGUGCACGCAGCGAUGAUGGUCGACUGCAUGUGCGCAAUCGGAUGACGGGACGCAUCUUCUUCACCUGCUAUCCCAAACUAUUUGAUUACCUCCACGAUGGACUGCAACAGGCCGCAGUACAUAUGGAGCAGUCAAAGGGUGGCCAAACAUUGCAACUGGAGGCCAUGUUACUAUUGCUCAGCCGUCUCUAUCCAUCUGCUCUGGAGGGCGCCGAAUCCAGUUUGAAUCUCGAUAAAUUUGUGCCUUUCCUGGACAAAAUCUGUUACGUUCACGACAAGAUGUCGCGGCGGCGCGCCUGCCACGUCCUGGCCAAUUUCUUAAGUCCCACCCAAGCAAAAGAACGUUUACGCAACCUUUGCAUGUCCCUCUGCGCUCUGAAAUAUAAUCUGGAGCAGAAUAAUUCAGCGUGGGAUACAAAUGCAUUGCACGGUCAAAUGUACCAAGUUUUGGAACUGUUUCGCAUCAUAGGCUGGAAGGACGCUGAUUUGAUUCGCAGCCUAGUUUUCCUGCUGGCCUCCAUCGCUGUGAAGAUAUAUAAUAUCAAUGUGGAUGACAUAUGUAUAUUUAGAUCGAUUCUUAACACGCUAGUUGCUAUUACACAGGAUACACAGCAGACUAAAUACUUGAAUACAGAGCUCUCCAUAGUUCUCGUCAAGAUCUAUCAGCUAGAUCACAAGGACAUUUACAAACGUUGUGUGGAUGCUGGCAUAUCGCCGAAAUUCUAUUUAGUGUUUGUGCUGCAUUUGCAGCGCCUAACGCUGGAACCGGAGAACCUAUUGCCGUCCAUGAACAGGCUGCUGGUGCAGUCGCCGGCACAGGAUGAGUUGCCCGCGGAGCUACAUAAGUUUACAAUCGAUCUGUGGCUUUAUGUGCUCAUGCACCACGAAAGUGAAGCGACAAAUGCGCGUAGCUUCUUUUCCAACAAAGAGUUGAAAUACUUCCAGUUCGAUCCAAAUUUGGCGAUCUAUUUCGAAGCCUUGACGCCCGUUCAACGUGAAAUGCUGUCGAUGCAGUUAAGUCACUCGGAUGUGGUGCGGAAACAUGUGAUGACACUGGUCAAACAGGUAGAGCGUGGCCCAAAAUGGAGUCCAGAAAUGCUCAGCAGCUUGUACACUCUAAUGGUCUUCCUUGACAAAUUGGAGCCGUCCGUCGUUGAGCUCUUGAUCGACAGCGACGUUGUUGAUGCAGAGCCGGGAAUGUCCAUUUGCAUGUUGCGACAAAUCCAACAGGAAAGCAAGUGGCAGGAAAUUCAGCCGCUGGGUUUGCAAUUACUGUGCUAUGCCGGGAACAUUAGUUUACCCACGCAGAGCAUCUAUUUGCGCUGGAAGGCGUCACAUCUGGUUGAUUCCCUCACCGUUCACGUGUUGCAGCUGCUGCAGUCGAACGAUGCACUGAUAAUUGGCAUUUAUAUACGAAUUGUGCUGCAGCUGCUGGUUGACGAAUCUGACAUGGUGCGGAGCACUAUAUCCCAAAUGGUAUCCAAGUGCGUUGCACACAUUUUAGCGGAUAAUGGGGGCGUUAAAGCGGUCAAUCUUUUGCCCAUGGCAGCUGAGGGGCUAUUUUUAUUGGCUGUGCUUCAGAACAUGCAGAUGUAUAGCGAAAGUUCUGAUUUCCUGAUAAGCGUUUUCAAAAUUAUUGUGGAGCCAUUCGUUGGUAACGAACUGCAGCUUGAUGAUGAGCCUGAGGACGACGGAGAUGUCUUCGACAAACACGAGGUAAAUCUCUACUGUGAGGGUUUGCGCGUUGUGUCGGAAGUUGCCAAAGCAUUCAAGGCAACAUUUCAAAAUAAUGAACAACUGAUUAGCGCCGUCAAUGCCCUAUUUGUGUAACAUAUAGUUAUUUUCUGACACGCUAAAAUUAAUUAGCUUAGCUCAAUUAAUUCUUAAGAAGAGACCCAUAGAGGCAUAUGCAUUUAUUUCCGUGUAGCUUAUCAAUUGUGUUGAUUUCAAUUUAAUAAUAUAAGUCAUGUUUUUACUCAAUAGAUACACACAUUACCAGAUUUGUUGCUUGAAGUGUGUGCAUGUAUAUACAGUGUCUCGCAGUUCAACUGGAACAGCG